Harpia harpyja (harpy eagle) is the source of this 788-nucleotide messenger RNA. RefSeq names its product electron transfer flavoprotein subunit beta (gene ETFB). Gene Ontology annotation, molecular function: electron transfer activity. The record is from RefSeq and is a predicted model, not a curated record. NCBI's taxonomy places the organism in Eukaryota, Metazoa, Chordata, Aves, Accipitriformes, Accipitridae. Gene Ontology annotation, cellular component: cytosol.
AUGGCGGGGCUGCGCGUGCUGGUGGGGGUGAAGCGGGUCAUCGAUUACGCCGUCAAGUGCGGGUGGCGGCGGGCGGCGGGGGGGGUGCAGACGCAGGGGGUGAAGCACUCGCUGAACCCCUUCUGCGAGAUCGCCCUGGAAGAAGCCGUCCGGCUGCGGGAGCGGGGGGCGGCCGCCGAGGUGGUGGCCGUCAGCGUGGGGACGCGCGCCUGCCAGGAGACGCUGCGCACGGCGCUGGCGGUGGGUGCCGACCGGGGGGUGCUGGCGGAGGUGGGGGAGGGGGCGGCGGUGGGCCCGCGGGAGGCGGCGGCGGCGCUGGCCGGGCUGGCGGGGCGCCUGCGCCCCCACCUCGUGCUGCUGGGCAAGCAGGCCAUCGACGACGACUGUAACCAGACCGGGCAGAUCCUGGCCGCCAUGUUGGAUUGGCCCCAGGGGACCUUCGCCUCGCGGGUGGAGCUGGAGGGGGAGUGGGUGCGGGUGCAGCGGGAGGUGGACGGGGGGCUGGAGACGCUGCGCCUGCGCCUGCCCGCCGUCCUCACCGCCGACCUGCGCCUCAACGAGCCCCGCUACGCCACCCUGCCCAACAUCAUGAAAGCCAAGAAGAAGCCCCUGGAAGUGAUGGCGGCAUCGGAAUUGGGGGGGGGGUCCCCGCCGUCCCCCCCCCCGCCUGCGGGUGCUGAAACUGGAAGAGCCCCCCCCUCGUGGGGGGGGGGCAGCGGGUGGAGGACGUCCCCCGCGCUGCUGGAGCGACUGCGCAGCAGCGGGCGCAUCUGAGGGGGGGGGGGACA